CAUGAUGAGUUCAAUUACUUCAUUUUGUUUUAGCUAUUCGAUUUGAUGUUGUGUGUCUAAAUUUUGUAGCUGCUCGCAGACGCGCAAUGUCGGUUGGUUAUUCGCAUUCGUCGGGGGAUGAAGAAUAAGAGUUUGGCGAUCCUGAUGAGAGCUCGAAUGGCGUCCCCCACCCACCCCGUCCAUCGGCAGCAGCUCCUCCGCCCCGAUCGCCCCCCUCUUCCACCUCAGGUGGGCGCCACCUGCUCUGGCGACGCUGAUGACGAUGGCAGCAGCACCGGCGCACGGAGGGUUUCUUUGAAGGAUGUCAAAGAAUUGAUGCGGGCGUCCUUCUCGAUCCCCACCGACAAAACCGAGCCGAUGGACGCCAAUCUUGAAGAUUUCUCGCAGGCUUAUUUGGGCCUAUCUCAGGAAGGGCGCAGGGAACUGCUUCUGGGCCUUGCCAGGGAUUAUGAUGUCAACAGAGCUCGAGUUUGUGAGCUCAUGCGGCAGUAUCUUAGUGUCGGGCUUCCUCAUAGUAUUGAUUCCAAUGCCGCCGAUGUGAAUCAAGAGAAUCGUGUGCUUGAAGAUGGGGGUAUUCUUGCUGUGUUUUAUAGGAUGGAGCGGAAUCUUCGGGAUGCUCUCAAGCCUAUGUAUGCUGGUUUCUUUGAACGACUGAACGCACAUCCUGGUGGACUGAAGCUGUUGACCGUCCUUCGUGCUGAUCUUCUCUCUCAGUUAGCGAAGGAAAAUGUGCCAUCUUUGCGUGCUUUAGAGACAUAUUUGAAGGAAAAGCUUAUCACCUGGCUUAGUCCAGCAUCCUUGGAGCUUCACCAGAUCACAUGGGAUGAUUCUGCAUCCUUGCUGGAGAAAAUUGUGGCAUAUGAGGCUGUCCAUCCAAUCAGAAACUUGCUAGAUCUAAAGAGAAGACUAAGUGAAGGUCGUCGCUGCUUUGGAUAUUUACAUCCAGCAAUUCCAGGUGAACCACUUAUUUUUAUUGAGGUUGCACUUUUGAAGGAUGUUGCUACAUCUAUACAGGAGGUAUUGUGGGAUAGUCCUCCAACUCCUGAAUUUGAAGCCACGUGUGCAUUGUUAUAUUCAAUAUCAGCAACUCAGCCAGGUUUAUCAGGAAUCAAUCUAGGGAAGUUUCUUAUCAAACGGGUGAUCCAUCUACUAAGAAGAGAUAUGCCACAUAUUUCAAUUUUUGCUACUCUUAGCCCAAUCCCUGGAUAUAUGCACUGGCUUCUUCCAAAGUUUGCUUCUCAAAUAAAACUUUCUAAAUCGGAGACUGAGGAUAUGAAGCACUUCUCAGAAAAAGGCUCUGGUUCAAAUUUCAUAGAGGACCUCCUUCUUCCAGAAGAAAAAGAGAUGAUACUCAGUGGCUACCUUAAAUGGCUGCAGUCGGGUACAGCUUCUGAAAUUGAGUUUGAUAAAUCAGAGUGCAUGGACACAAGGGAACACGAUUCUGGAAAAGAUGUUAUGGAAAUAAUGUAUAAAUUACUGACAUCAAGAGAGUGGAACAAGUCUGAUAUCUUGAGUGAAGCACUAAAACCCCCUCUACUUCGUUUGUGUGCAAGGUACAUCCUUAAAGAGAAGAAACGAGGGAAAGCUCUUGAUGUGGUCGCUAACUUCCAUUUGCAAAAUGGAUCGAUGAUUGAAAGGUUAAACUGGAUGGCAGAUAGUUCAGACAAGGGCAUUGAACAAAGUGGAGGCAUCAUGGUAAAUUAUGUAUACAGGCUAGACAGGAUUGAUGAAUAUGCACAGUCAUAUUUGAACACUGGGCAUAUCCAUGCUUCAAGUAGCCUUCACCAAUAUCUUGAGGUAAUUGUAUGCUAUUCUUUUGAAGGUUAUGCAUAAGUAGUUGCAUAGUACCCUUACACAUCUAAUUUUUUGUUGAUUGAAUAAAUGCUCUCUGAUGUGUCAUUUUGUCAGCUGAGCCUAAGAGCACGAUCUAAAACCACAGUUAACCACAUCUUACACUAUAGUCAACCUGAUUUGAAAUCCUUGUUUAACUGAAUCAACCACAUACCGAAACUCUGCCAACAACAUAGAACUUCUUUCCAACUGUUCCAUAUACGGAUCACUGUGUUUUGAUUUGGCAUUACAAAAGGUGUCAUUACUUGCUCAAGUAGAUAGCAGAUUCACCAAUUCUUUGACUAUUUCUGGAUUUGAAAAAUGCUCUAUAGUCCCAUUAUUUCUAUGUACUGGGGGUCUAUAUAACUAAUUAAUCCACAGAAGUACAUUGGUCAACUCCAGAAAUUCUAAUGGCAGUCUCAAAUAAUAAAUAUUCCUACUCUAGUUUCAUAUAAUUCUGCACUACAUUUUUUUUUCUGUUCCCCCUUGCACCUAUCUUUUCUCUAAUAAUAAUAAGAUAUAGCUAAUGUUUGUCUUAAUUAGUUGAUAACAGUAAAAUGCUAUGCUAAGAAAUUUUUACUCUGGUUCGUACAUCUAUGCACAUUUUUCUUUAGCCUUCUCUAUUACUGUUGUAAAUUUGAGCCAUUUUCCAGGUUGGUAACCUUCACAAAUUUCCAUUUUUGAGUGUCCGUCUCAUGUGCUUUAAAUUUUUAUGUUAUUUUAGUUGAGAAAUAUGAUUUAAAGUUUUGUAAAGAUUGAAGGCUGAGUCUCAAGACGGUUGCUAAAAUCAUUGGUGGGAGCAAAAUUUUUAUACAGAAAAUCAUUGAACAAAGGGCUGGUUAAGCAAGUGGUAGAUGCAUAGAGUUCCCAGACAUGCUAGUUAAUGAAAACCAAACUUCUGUCAUUAUGUUAUCCAUGUGAAGUAUUUUACAUUGGUCUGGAUGAAUUUAGCAUCUCUGGCACUUAUUGUACCUAGAGUGAAAGAAAUCAUUUAUGCUUGUUAUAGUAUUUCAUCCCAUUUAUUCACUCUUGCAUUUCUCAUCCAUUUAGGCACUCUAGCAUUUCACAUCCAUUUAGGCAUACUAUUACAAAUAUUAUUCAGAUAGUAAAACAUGCAACUCAAAAAGCAUUAAUCAGCAAUCUUUUUCAGUAUAGUAUUUCAUUCUUUUCUGA
Musa acuminata AAA Group (dessert banana) is the source of this 3003-nucleotide messenger RNA. RefSeq lists its product as uncharacterized. The coding region runs from base 118 to 1833 and encodes 571 amino acids. The record is from RefSeq and is a predicted model, not a curated record. Gene Ontology annotation, molecular function: malonyl-CoA decarboxylase activity. The transcript is spliced from 15 exons. Gene Ontology annotation, cellular component: mitochondrial matrix; peroxisomal matrix. Gene Ontology annotation, biological process: acetyl-CoA biosynthetic process; fatty acid biosynthetic process; malonyl-CoA catabolic process. Lineage: Eukaryota; Viridiplantae; Streptophyta; Magnoliopsida; Zingiberales; Musaceae.